AUGAUAGAGAAUUAUCUUGAAAAGCUGUUCAGAUGUAGCCUACUGACUGAGCUGGAAAUAAAACACCUUUGUGAGAUGGCAGCAGAAGUUUUCAUGAAAGAAGAGAAUGUGGUAAGUGUAAAGGCACCUGUUACUGUAUGUGGGGAUGUACAUGGGCAAUUCUACGAUCUGAUGGAGCUUUUUAAGGUAGGAGGUCUUCCGCCGUACACAAACUUUCUGUUUAUGGGGGAUUAUGUGGACCGAGGAUACCAUUCAGUCGAGACAAUUUCAAUACUGCUGUGCCUGAAAGUGAAGUAUCCGGACAGGGUGUGGCUAUUGAGAGGUAAUCACGAGAGCAGGCAGAUAACACAGGUUUAUGGAUUUUACGAUGAGUGUGUCAGAAAAUAUGGAACAUCUUUAGUGUGGAGAAGCCUCACAGAUCUUUUUGAUUACUUGCCUGUAGCAGCGGUUGUUGGCAACGACACAUUCUGCUGUCAUGGAGGACUAAGUCCAUCCUUUGAGACUCUAGAUCAGCUGAAGAGCAUUGACAGGAAGGUUGAGGUGCCUCACGAAGGGCCUAUGUGUGAUCUGCUCUGGUCUGAUCCUGAUGAACGACCUGGAUGGGGCCCAUCACCCAGAGGAGCAGGAUACACUUUUGGAAGAGAUAUAACUGAAUCGUUUAACGAGAGAAACGGAUUGAAGAUGAUAUGUAGGGCACACCAGCUGGUGAUGAAUGGAUACAACUGGAGCCAUGAGAAAGGAUGUGUGACAAUAUUCAGUGCACCGAAUUAUUGCUACAGAUGCGGCAAUCUCGCUACCCUAAUGGAAAUGGAUGAAUACGGAUCAUACAGCUUUACCCAGUUUGAGCCGUCUCCAACAAAAGUGGAGAUGCUUGUAUCCACAAAGAUUCCUGACUAUUUCCUGUGA
Molecule: messenger RNA, 906 nt
Organism: Ordospora colligata OC4
Lineage: Eukaryota; Fungi; Microsporidia; Ordosporidae
Product: PP2A-like phosphoprotein phosphatase
Exons: 1
Coding region: 1-906 (301 amino acids)
Biological process (GO): mitotic cell cycle; peptidyl-serine dephosphorylation
Cellular component (GO): cytosol
Molecular function (GO): protein serine/threonine phosphatase activity
Source: RefSeq, a predicted model, not a curated record